AUGCCGACUACACAGAUCCGCCAUUUUUUUUUCCUAAGGGUAUUAAAGCCAUCACUUCGUGACAUAUUCCAUUUUUUUUCAUUCGUUCCUUUUUUUUCCUUUGAUUUUUGUUAUAUCUUUAAUUCGUUCUGCUUUUUAUUCUUUCUUUGUUCUUUUAUACACUUUUUCGUUUUUCUUUUUCCAGUUCCUGUAAUUUUUUUUCACGUAUAUCUUUUGUUGUUUCAUUCUUUCUUUAUGACUUUCUUCAAUCAUUUUGCUUUUCUUCUUAUUCUUGCAUUUUUAUCUGGCGUAAUUUCAUUUGUUUUUACUCUUUUGUAUUUCUUUCAUUCGUUUCGUUUUAUUUUAGUUUUUUUUCUUAACAUAAUCUUUCAUUCAAAAGUUUGCUUUCGAUCUUUAAUAUCAUUCACUCGCUCUUUCUUUUUUCUUUUCUUUCUUUCUUUCCCUCGCUCUUUCUUUACUUUCUUUCUUUUCUUUCUUUCUUUGUUUCUUUCUUUCACUCGCUCUUUCUUUUCUUCCUUUCUUUUCUUUCUUUCUUUCUUUCUUUCUUUCAUUCAAUCGCUCUUUCUUUUUUUCUUUCUUUCAUUCAAUCGCUCUUUCUUUUUUUCUUUCUUUCUUUCACUCGCUCUUUCUUUUUCUUUUCUUUCUUUCACUUGCUCUUUCUUUACUUUCUUUUUUUUCUUUCACUCGCUCUUUCUUUACUUUCUUUCUUUGUUUCUUUCCUUCACUAGAUCUUUCUUUUCUUCCUUUCUUUUCUUUCUUUCUUUCUUUCAUUCAUUCAAUCGCUCUUUCUUUUCUUUCUUUUUUUUCUUUCACUCGCUCUUUCUUUUCUUUCUUUCUUUGUUUCUUUCUUUCACUAGCUCUUUCUUUUUUCUUCCUUUUCUUUUCUUUCUUUUUCUUUUCUUUCUUUCAAUUCUUUCAAUCUUUCUUUCUUUUCUUUUCUUUUUUUCUUUUCUUUCUUUCUUUCUUUUCUUUCACUCGCUCUUUCUUUUCUUUCUUUCUUUGUUUCUUUCUUUCACUAGCUCUUUCUUUUCUUUCUUUCUUUCUUUCUUUCUUUCACUCGCUCUUUUCUUUCUUUCUUUUUUUCACUCGCUCUUUCUUUUUUUUCUUUCUUUUUUCCUUUUUAUUUCUUUCUUUCUUUUUUUCUUUCUUUCAUUCUUUCUUUUACAACUGUGUCUAUUUUUUGUUACUGCAUUCAUAUCAUUGAUGUUAAUCAGUCGUUUUUGUUUUCCAUUGGUUUCCAUUUCCAUGGAUUUAUUCUUCACAUUAUAUUUCUUUCUCUCAAACACUUUCUUUCGCUCCUUAUAUCUUUCUUUCUUUCUUUCUUUUUCUUUUGUUUCUUCUACCAUUCUUUCGUUCUUUUCUUACUUUUUUUCUUUCAUUCUUCCCUCUCUUUCUGACAUUCCAUUUAUUCUUUCUGUUUUUCCUUUUCUUUCCAUCUCAUUUUCUUUAUUUUUCUUUCUGUCUCUCUUUCUUUCGGUCUUUAUUUCCUUCUCUUUAUUUCUGUCUUUUAGUCUUUCUCUUUAUUCUUUCCAUUCCAUCUCUGUUUACUUUCUUUCUUUCUUUUGGUCAUCUUUCAUUACUUUCUUUCUGGCUUUCCGUCUUUUCUUUUCCUUCCAUCUCCUCUGCUUUCUUUUCUGUCUGCAUUUCUUUCUUUCUUUCUUUCUUUUUUUCUUUCUUUCUUUCUUUCUGUCUGCAUUUCUUCUCUUUCUUUCUUUCUUUCUUUCUUUCUUUUUUUCUUUCUUUCUUUCUCAUUUCUGUUUUUUUUUGUCGGUUUUUCUUUCUUUUCUGUUUUAUCUAUUUUUAGUCUUUUUCUUUUAA
This is a messenger RNA of Acanthosepion pharaonis, 1818 nucleotides long. Lineage: Eukaryota; Metazoa; Mollusca; Cephalopoda; Sepiida; Sepiidae. The record is from the annotation of a GenBank genome assembly.